Molecule: messenger RNA, 1816 nt
Organism: Solanum dulcamara
Lineage: Eukaryota; Viridiplantae; Streptophyta; Magnoliopsida; Solanales; Solanaceae
Product: mRNA cap guanine-N7 methyltransferase 1-like
Exons: 15
Coding region: 163-1482 (439 amino acids)
Biological process (GO): 7-methylguanosine mRNA capping
Cellular component (GO): nucleus
Molecular function (GO): mRNA 5'-cap (guanine-N7-)-methyltransferase activity
Source: RefSeq, a predicted model, not a curated record
GACCCCUUGUAAACGACUCCGAAAGGGUUAAGGGCGAUGAAGAAAGGUGUCUGGUGACAAAUCAAAUGCUUUCCCUUCAUUAAUUCCUUGUCCUUCUCUCACUGUUUCAUAGAUUAGUUUUCAAGAUUUGUCUUAAAUCAUAGUGUUGUUAACACUAAAAUCAUGAAGAGAGGGUACUCAGAAUCUCCAUCUUCGAGUUCUUAUGGACCUCCUCAAUCCAAAUUUAAGCACAACCCAGAAGGCGACACUCAUUUUCUGGAAGAUGAGAGUACAAAAAUCUUUGCCAGGAAGGUGGCUGAUCAUUACAGUGCCAGGACCAACCAAACUCUUGAAGAGCGUGAAGCAAGUCCUAUCAUCCAUUUAAAGAAACUUAACAAUUGGAUCAAGAGUGUCUUGAUUCAACUUUAUACAAAAAGAGGGGAUGCAGUUCUUGAUCUUGCUUGUGGGAAGGGUGGUGAUCUCAUCAAAUGGGAUAAAGCAAAGAUUGGAUAUUACGUUGGUAUUGAUAUUGCCGAUGGUUCAAUAGAAGACUGUCGUACCCGUUACAAUGGUGAGGCAGAUCACCAUCAGAGGCGGAAAAAGUUCUCAUUUCCUGCCAGACUUCUGUGUGGAGAUUGUUAUGAGGUUCGCUUGGAUAGGGUUUUAGCAGAUGAUGCACCUUUUGAUGUUUGUAGCUGUCAGUUUGCUAUGCAUUAUUCGUGGUCUACUGAGGCACGUGCACGGCGUGCGCUGGCCAAUAUCUCAGCUUUACUCCGACCUGGAGGAAUAUUUAUUGGAACAAUGCCAGAUGCCAAUGUCAUCGUCAAGAAGUAUAGAGAAGCAGAGGGGCUAGCCUUUGGUAAUAGUGUCUAUUGGAUACGUUUUGAUGAAGAAUUUUCAGCGAAGAAAUUUAAAUCUUCAAAUCCUUUUGGCAUCAAGUACAAGUUCCAUCUGGAGGAAAGAUUGAGGCGAAUCUGGAGCGCUGGCGCGGUGAGGAGAUUUGGAGCAGACGAGCGGACGAGCUGGAGCUGCUGUUUGCUGACUGGUCGAUGGUCGUCACUCGUCUCACGUCUGGUCGUCGUCGAUGGUCGAAGGUCAAUGGCACUUGAGCCGACGGUCUUUCGGAAACAGCAUCUCUACCUCCUCGAGGUAGUGGAUGCUGUUGACUGUCCUGAGUGGAUUGUUCCUUUCCCUGUCUUCAAGGCAAUGGCAGAAGAGUAUGACUUCGAGCUAGUCUUUGUGAAGAACAACCAUGAAUUUGUGGAUGAAUACAUGAAGAAACCAGAGUUCAUUGAGCUAAUGAGGAGGCUCGGCGCAUUAGGUGAUGGAAACCAAGACCAAAGUACUCUAUCACCAGACGAAUGGGAGGUAGCCUACCUUUAUUUGGCAUUUGUUCUAAGGAAGCGAGGGCAACCAGAUCAAACACAAAGAAACCCUAGACGAGACAAAGGCAAGAUGCAGUUGACAAAAGACGAUAUUGAGAAUGUUAACGGUGCAGUGUAGUGCUUUGCUCCAACCUUUGAAACUGAAAAGACUUAUGGGACAUGAGGAAGUUUCUGGAAGGAAGGGGAACAAUCAACACAGUGUGCCCCUUUCAAGUCGAUAAAUCGAGUUGCUAAUCAAUUUUGCAGAAUAAAGACUAGUUUUCGCCUAAUCAUUGUUACAACUUCAAUUUGGUAUUAUACUCCAGCAUAAAAAGUUGAUGUGGGCUGAGGUGGCUGGCUCUAAUGAUACUAGUCACCAGUGCAAUGUUUGUUAACUUUCAACUUGCCAUGUAAUUCUCUGUACCAUUACAAAUUUAAAGAGAAAAAAUAGCCCCAAAAAGAUAUCUGGAAUA